AUGGCACCACAGAUAGCCAACAAAUAUCUCCAACCAUUGUUGUGCAGGUGGACAUCGCACGGGGGAGAGUUAACAUCAUUUUGGAGACAACUAUAUGGUGGCAAUAUGAAAUACGCUAUGAUCGAGGUGAUGAUGGAUCCGAAAGGCCAGAACACAGACAUGAAGGUGAAUCGGUUUUUCAUUGACUCACCGUCUACUGGCAAAUUUCCCCCAACACCGCUCCCCAAAAGAAACAUCGAUAUGCACAAUUGCGCAAAGUUUUGCGAGAGACUCGAGACUAGUCCAAAAAUCGCUGUCAAAGCUAGCGUCCAAUUGAAAGCUUGUUUACGACCGAACGUAUCCGAAAAGACACCCCAGUAUAUAGCUCCGAACAUCAUUCCAAAUAUGAAAGAGCUGGGCAGAAAACCUAUUAAUGAGUUUGAUACCUGA
Messenger RNA from Acaulospora colombiana, 429 nucleotides. NCBI's taxonomy places the organism in Eukaryota, Fungi, Glomeromycota, Glomeromycetes, Diversisporales, Acaulosporaceae. The record is from the annotation of a GenBank genome assembly.